AUGACCUCGCUAAUGCCUGGAAGGCCAUCAGCCAAACCUAAUGAACCUGUCGUGCUGUAUACCUACCCUUCUAUGGAUCAGCUCUCAGAAACCCUCCCUAUGGUCCUCAAUCAUUUUGGUCUGAAGAGUGUGAUUAGAAUGGCGGUUGGAGCUGGAGCCAACAUCCUUGCUCGCUUUGCACUCAAACAUCCAGACAUGGUGGAAGGUCUUGUUCUGAUUAAUUUGAGUGUGCAGGCAGAGGGUUUCAUGGACUGGGCAGCACAAAAGAUUACAAGCUGGACUCAUGCUCUCCCUGAUACAGUCAUUUCACACCUGUUUGGAAAGGAGGAGAUACAGAACAAUCAUGAACUGAUCGCAACCUUCCGUCAAUCUUUAAUUGCAAACAUUAACCAGUCCAACCUGCAGCAGUUCGUCAAGUCCUACAAAAGCCGACGGAAUCUUGAGAUUGAGAGACCAGUACAAGGAGGAAACGUAAAUGCACGAACCCUCCAGUGUCCAGCUUUGUUGAUAGUGGGUGAUAAUUCUCCAGCUGUGGAUGCUGUGGUUGACAGCAACUCCAGAAUGAACCUAACAACAACAACAUUUCUCAAGAUGGCUGACUGUGGUGGCCUGCCUCAGGUUCAUGAGCCUGGAAAACUGAUAGAAGCUUUCAAAUAUUUUAUCCAGGGCAUGGGCUACAUGCCCUCUGCCAGUAUGACCCGUCUUGCUCGAUCUCGCACGGCCAGUAACAACAGCUGCGGUACAAACACGGAUGAGCAGCGCGGACGCUCCCACACUGACGUCUCCAUGGAGAGCAGCUCUGGCGCAGAGCACAGUUCCUCAGCCCUCACACAUUCCGUCGAGCUGUCCUGCUAA
Messenger RNA from Sinocyclocheilus rhinocerous, 855 nucleotides. It is a transcript of the gene ndrg1b, whose product is annotated as N-myc downstream regulated 1b. The record is from RefSeq and is a predicted model, not a curated record. NCBI's taxonomy places the organism in Eukaryota, Metazoa, Chordata, Actinopteri, Cypriniformes, Cyprinidae. The transcript has 12 exons. The coding region runs from base 1 to 855 and encodes 284 amino acids.